This is a messenger RNA of Phragmites australis (common reed), 1296 nucleotides long. Its product is annotated as GDSL esterase/lipase At3g14820-like. The transcript has 5 exons. Gene Ontology annotation, molecular function: hydrolase activity, acting on ester bonds. The record is from RefSeq and is a predicted model, not a curated record. Lineage: Eukaryota; Viridiplantae; Streptophyta; Magnoliopsida; Poales; Poaceae. Bases 59 to 1180 code for a protein of 373 amino acids.
GCGGCAGAUCGAUGAAUAUACCGCUGCAACUGCAGAGAAGGUAGCUAGGGUGCCAAUAAUGGCGUCUCAGACUACCUGCAAGUGCGAUGGUCCCGGGGGCCAUGCGUGGCACCUAUUCUCCCUGCUUCUGCUGCAAAUGGUGGUGCUGGUGAUGGUACUUCUGCCGGGAGUCCGUGGAGAAGGCUCGGCUGGGAGUGAGAAAAUCUCGGCCAUCUUCAUGUUCGGCGACUCGAUCGUCGACCCCGGCAACAACAACCAUAGGCUGACGGAGGCGAAGGCCAACUUCCCGCCGUACGGGCAGGACUUCCCCGGUGGCGUUGCCACCGGGAGGUUCUCCAAUGGGAAGGUCCCCGGGGACCUGCUAGCUUCUAAGUUGGGUGUUAAGGAGCUACUGCCUCCUUACCUUGGUGACGAUCUUCAGCUAGAUGACCUACUUACUGGUGUGGCCUUUGCUUCUGGAGGCAGUGGAUAUGAUCCGUUGACAUCCACAAUCUCGACAGCCAGGUCGAUUGCCGAGCAACUUGAAUUAUUCGUUGACUACAAGGAGAAGCUAACUGCAUUGGUUGGAGAGGAGGAGAUGACACGUGUUGUCUCUCAAGCUGUCUUCUUUACAGUCAUGGGGGCAAAUGACAUUGUAAAUAAUUAUUUUUCUGUUCCUUUGAGACGCCACCAAUAUGACCUUCCUUCUUAUCUGGACUUUCUCGUCUCUUCGGCGAUCAACUUCACCACGACUCUGAAUGAUAUGGGAGCUAAGAGGAUUGGAUUUGUUGGCGUUCCACCAUUGGGUUGUUGUCCUUCACAAAUAACACUUGGAGGAAGUCCAUCAAGAGAAUGCGAGCCAUUAAGGAAUCAAGCAUCAGAAUUAUUUAAUUCGAAAAUUUCAAAGGCAAUAGAUCAACUAAAUGCAGAACGAAAUGUUUAUGGAUCAAAGUUUGCUUAUAUCGACAUAUACUACAAUUUACUCGAUCUAAUUCAGAACCCUGCUUUUUAUGGUUUCAAGGACGUGAGCGAAGGUUGCUGUGGUAGCACAGUGUUAAAUGCCGCCAUAUUCAUUGCGUAUCACAGUGCAUGUCCAAAUGCCAUUGAUUAUAUCUUCUGGGACGGCUUCCAUCCUACCGAGAAGGCCUACGACAUUGUAGUGGACAAGCUCAUCCAGCAAAACAGGAAAUAUCUAAUUUGAAGAAACUGUCUUCCUAUACAAGUACAACGAAAAUGUAAUUCCACGCUCUAAAGUUGAUUUAAUUUUCAUUACUGUGUUUCGGACAAUUUGACCAUUCAUAUGUACUACCUUAGUUA